AAACUCUCUCUCUCUCUCUCUCUAAGAUAGAGAUAUUUUUCCCCACGCCCCCAGCUUCCUCCUCCCCGUGGAAUAAAAACUCUCUGGCGUCCAUCUCGUCCUCGUGUCUCUCCCAAUUAGAUGCCGCGGUAGCGUUGCACUGCGUCGUGUCGCGCCGUCGCGGGGGUUCCGGCAGUUCCCAUGGACGCGGGGGCCGGAUCCGGCAAUGCCUCCGGCGGCGCCGGCGCGUCGGUGUGCUGCUACUACGCCCUGCUCGGCAUCCGCAAGAACGCCUCCGCAACCGACAUACGAGCCGCCUACCGGAGGCUCGCCCUGAAGUGGCACCCGGACCGGUGGGCGAGCGACCCCGGCGCGGCCGGCGAGGCCAAGCGGCGGUUCCAGCGGAUCCAGGAGGCGUACUCCGUUUUGUCGGACAAGGGGAAGAGGGCCAUGUACGACGCUGGGCUCUUCGACCCCCUCGACGACGACGACCAGGAUUUCUCCGACUUCAUGCAGGAGAUGCUGGUGAUGAUGGAUAACGUGAAAAACGAGAAGCAGGACACACUGGAAGACCUGCAGAAGAUGCUUGAGGACAUCGUCAACGGCGACGGCGGGAGCCGCGGCGGCGGCGGGCGCGUGCCGUCGGACGGAUCCCGGCGGACGCGCGUCUCGCCCUACCCGCAGCAGCAGCGCAGGUGACCGGCGCGCCGCUGUACGAGAUGUACACGUGCGCGCUUGUGUACCUACGCUUUUAGUGAAAGAGACCAGAGAGAAGAUGAGCAAGCAAGGGGAUCUCAGGAAGCAAAAAAGAAUAAAAAAAUUGCCCAACUCGGGUUACCACUUUUAGGCCGUCUGAUAAUUGACCCUUUUCUGUAGUUGUUCACUUGAUUGUGUGCUGGGUCGGGUGCUGUUCGUUUCCGGCCUCGUCGCCGCUAAGAUUGGCGGACGCGUGGCCGGGGACGCCCCCCCGUCUUGUUGACGUUUCGUGCUCCAAUUGUCACUGGAAUUCUUACUCUUUCUGUUG
This is a messenger RNA of Phragmites australis (common reed), 1003 nucleotides long. RefSeq lists its product as uncharacterized. The record is from RefSeq and is a predicted model, not a curated record. The transcript has 5 exons. The coding region runs from base 181 to 678 and encodes 165 amino acids. Lineage: Eukaryota; Viridiplantae; Streptophyta; Magnoliopsida; Poales; Poaceae.